Molecule: messenger RNA, 450 nt
Organism: Theileria equi strain WA
Lineage: Eukaryota; Apicomplexa; Aconoidasida; Piroplasmida; Theileriidae
Product: signal peptide-containing protein
Exons: 1
Coding region: 1-450 (149 amino acids)
Source: RefSeq, a predicted model, not a curated record
AUGAAGGUUCUUUCAGCACUACUAUGGGCGGUCUGCUUGGUAAGGUUAUGCAGUGCAGGGUGGUUUGAUUGUCUUGGAGGUAGCAAAACUGUUACUCUUGACCUUGCAAGUCCUGAUAAGGACAAGUUAAAUAUGACGACAAAGGAUGAUAAAGAAUUAAAAAGUAUUACAUACGAACCGAAGAGUGGCCAUAUCUCCUCGGUUGUUGAUGCUGGCAAGGAGUUAUGGAAACCUGAAGUUGGUCAAAAGUGUCUAUUAGCAAAAUUCUUAUCAAAAGGGAGUUCUUCACUACUUGUACUCUUUCUUGAAACUUCUGAUAAGUACUUUGAGAAGAAUGAUAACGGUGAAUGGAUAUCUAUUGAGAAGAAAGAUUAUGAAAAGAAACUAGAUGGUCUCAAGAGUGGUAUGACUACUACCUCUUCCUCUGGAUCAUUAUUUGCACUAUGGUGA